CUGGACAGAUAGGAAGUGCAGUGCGCGUUGGUGCCGGCUAGCGCCGAGUUACGUCAAGCGGCCCCGCAGGAGAAGAGGACGGGUGGAUGUCACUGUGUGUGAGGAGGCUCCGCGGGGCCCAGGCGCUGGGUGGCCGGUGGAGGAAUGGAGUCCGCGGUGCAGGUGGUGGAGGUGCAGCAGCAGCAGGGAGGGUGAGAGAGGAAGUGAGGCCUCAUGAUAUUGGCUGGCCCUCAGAAUUGAACCCACACUUGUUUUAUCCCACACCUCUCAAAAAUCUUGUACCAUCGGGGAGUUCAAGCUCGUUUACACGCCAUAAAUCUGCUAAUAACAGGCAAUGCCCUUCAGUUAAUGGAAAGGAGAAAGCUCAGAGACAUCUGCGGUCUACUAUGGCACCACUGAGGACAAAAGUCUAUACAUCAAAGCCGCAUUCUUCCCAUGUGCCAUGCACCAGUGUGGGCUGUGUGUAUCCACUGGGCAGAGACGCCUGGCAUUUAAGUAGUGCUCAGAUUGACUGUUUUAGAAGUUUGUUUGAACCAGGAGUUUGCAGGACACCUUACCAGGCUGUUUCAUUUCCCAUACCUGGUACUCAGCAUGGGAUUUUAGCCUUUCACCCAAGUAAGGAGAUGCAAGCCAGUUCAAUCCCUGGAAGCAACCCUCCUGAUAUGGAACAACUGCUGGCUGUGAUGCAUGCCAAGCUCAGUGAAGAGCUGCCAAAUUUCUUGUUGAAAACUAUGGAUUACUCAAUAUACAAAAAGGAUGUGGAAUUUGUCAGCAAUGUCCUGCAUAUACAUACACGAGGUGUGAUGUUAUAUCAGCUACUUCUGACACUGUCGCGGUUUUUGUUCUUGAGUUACUUAUCCAAUGCUCGUGUCUCUAUCUUGAAACUGACAUCUCACCCCGAAACAUCUAGUAUCCAAGCUCGUUGGGCAAUCUCAGGCCUUCCUCUUCACACUCUUCUCCUCCACUUCUAUCGUAAUGACAAGACAGAGCUUUACAAGUCAUUUGAUGCUCACUCCACCUUUUACUUGGCCUCAGAUGGUCUAAUACGUCUACAUAAAUUGGAGCGGGUGAUGCCUUCUCAGCCACUUACUGUACCCAAGAAGACUCUUCUCACUGCUGCACUCGUAGCCUUGGGCUUGGGAGAAGAUCGUCCUGCACUCAAUUUACUAUCUUCCCCUAAAGCAUCUCCCAAGCUUUGAUGCAACUCUGAUGCUUGCUUCUGCUUCUAAAAGAAAUAAUAUACUGUAUAGCAUGAAGACAGCUUGCAGUGUAGCUGGUUUUGUUCAAAAACUUAGAGUAGACACUGUUAAACCCUAAUGUAAACUGCGGGUUAAUGCGAUCUGUACAAACAGCCCAAAAUAUGCAUAGAGGGUGCUGAGUCCAUAAAGCUCCAUCAGUUUCCUUUUCUUACAAAUAUUCUGUACUCUGCUGUGUAUGUUGUAUCUUGAUCCAGCCUGUGGAUGUGUAACAUUCUGUACAUAAUUAAAUUAUAAUAUUGUGUCUAAA
Xenopus laevis (African clawed frog) is the source of this 1506-nucleotide messenger RNA. RefSeq names its product chromosome 6 open reading frame 136 L homeolog (gene c8h6orf136.L). NCBI's taxonomy places the organism in Eukaryota, Metazoa, Chordata, Amphibia, Anura, Pipidae. The record is from RefSeq and is marked predicted.